Messenger RNA from Hypomesus transpacificus, 6120 nucleotides. It is a transcript of the gene sphk2, whose product is annotated as sphingosine kinase 2. The transcript has 8 exons. Gene Ontology annotation, biological process: positive regulation of apoptotic process; sphingosine biosynthetic process; sphinganine-1-phosphate biosynthetic process. Lineage: Eukaryota; Metazoa; Chordata; Actinopteri; Osmeriformes; Osmeridae. The record is from RefSeq and is a predicted model, not a curated record. Gene Ontology annotation, cellular component: membrane; intracellular membrane-bounded organelle; cytoplasm. The coding region runs from base 1165 to 3852 and encodes 895 amino acids.
CUCAUUCCGUUCUUCAGACUCACUUCCUGGAUAACCACAUAGCUUUUCAUCAGUUCAGAACAGCGACUCCACAACGUCGAAGGGGGAGCCAAAAUGAGGUAUAGGCCUACAUAUCUUUGGGAAGGAACACAAAGCGCGACCCUUGAACGCAAGGACUUUACUAUGACAUAACACAACAAUCCUCCACUUUGUGUUUUUGUUUGUGAUUUUGUUUGUUUGUUUGUUUGUGUGUAUUUGCAUACUGCUUUCUGUUUUAUUGUCUUGCGCAUGAAUUAUAUGAUUAACCGGGCUUUUUUCAUAUGGAUGAAUCUUCCUCAUCUCUCUGGCAUAGCAACCCCUCAAUCCUAAAUUCUCCAGACCUCUAAAGCGAAUAAAUACUUUUUCAUGGAUGUCUCUGCCAAGUCCAGCACUUUUGACAUUGUUUUUGCAUUACUACAAAUUUAAAGAGCACAUAUUAUGCAAUAUUCCACAGAUUUAUUAUGUCAAAGCCUCCUUGCAGGAGCAAGGUGUGUUCAUGUCUAAAUUGCAAUGUUUGUAUUUAAUUGUUUAUGUACUUUAGUUUGCCCCGAUUAGCUGAAUACAAAAAGCUGCACAUUUAUCUACACUAUGAUUUGUAACUAUAAUUUAAGCAUAUCAUUUAUUUCUAUUUUUUAUAUCAGUACAUUUUAAAUACGUGUGAGAUUUGUUUAAUUCAACAACAACAAAAUAACUGGAAAAAGUUGUUGCUGUACUUGGAUAUUUAGAAGUGCUGUCCGUCCUUUGAUAAUGCUGACUGAAUCUGGAAGUGCACUUUUGCACAGAUUAAACUGACUUUGUGGACAGACAGGAGUUUAAUACCUCAGAGUGACUUGCUAAGCACGAAGACUGUCAUCCAUCAGGUCUGCUUGUAAGACUGACGAGCUCACAAGAGUCAGGUCUCCAGUCUUUUCUCUCAGUCAAAGUAAUCGUCGACUGAAGCUCGAGAGGACGAACGAUUCCGAGAAGAUAUCAGGGAUUGUGUCAACAGAACUGACUUUCUUGUGCAAUCUGGAUUUCCUAAAAGAUUCCAAGGACACUUUAUUUUUUUUUAUUUACCGUUUUGUUGAAAAGUGAUCUGUGUCUGUAUCACUGUCAACAGGCUUGUUCUACCCACCGUGUCAGUAGUUGUAUGAACUCUAAGUAAACAUGCGUUCCCCAGAUCCAGCCACCCAAUCCCUGGCCAAGGCCCUCCUCCAUGGCCAGUUUGGGGGCUGGGGGAACAGCAGCACCAGCUGCCCUAACAGCCCUGGUGGUCCAGGGGGCCUCUCUCCCUCUCCAUCCCCCACAACGGCCUCCGCUUCCAGCUACGCCCUGACCCUUACCCACACCCACAUCCACGUCCAGCGUCUGGCCCCCAAGCCGGGCAAGGAGGCCCGGCUCCUGCUCCCCCUGUCUGAGCUGGCGGGGUGCAGCUGCCCCCGUUCCCCUGCUCCCCCCCUCCUGGUGCUGUACUGGUACCCCCCAGGGAGACGGAGGAAAGGGGUGUCGCGGAGGCGCCAGGUGAGGGCGUACCUGGCUGAGAGCAGGGUGGAUGCAGAGAGGUGGUCGGCUGCCGUCCAGUGUCUCCUGAGAGGAGUGCACGUCACCGCAGACACAGAAUUCUCCAAAAGCCUGCUCCCCCGUCCUCGCCGGUUGCUGCUAUUGGUCAACCCUUUCAGUGGGCGGGGCCAGGCCAUGCAGUGGUGUCAGACACACAUCCUCCCCAUGAUCAGAGAGGCCAACAUCAGCUACAACCUCAUCCAGACAGAGCGGAGGAACCACGCCAGGGAGCUCAUCAGAGAGGUCUCUCUUCCAGAGUGGGACGGCAUCAUCAUUGUCUCUGGAGAUGGACUGCUGCAUGAGGUGAUAAACGGUCUCAUGGAGCGUCCAGACUGGGAACAAGCAAUAAAGACUCCUGUGGGGAUUCUGCCCUGUGGCUCUGGAAACGCCCUGGCUGGAUCCAUCAACCACAACGCUGGCUAUGACAUGUGCCUUCGAGAGACGCUCCUCCUAAACUGCUGCUUCCUCCUCUGCCGAGGCGACAUCCAACCCAUGGACUUGGUCUCCGUGACAACGAGCCCAGUCCUCUCCCAGAACGGCCGUCCGUCGCCUCCCAGGCGGCUGUUCUCCUUCCUCUCUGUGGCCUGGGGCUUCGUGUCCGACGUGGACAUCGAGAGCGAGAGGUAUCGGGGUUUGGGUUCGGCACGGUUUACGCUGGGCACCCUGGUGCGCCUCGCCUCCCUGCGCUCCUACAAGGGCCGGCUGUCCUACCUGCCCCCCUCCGUCAUCACCCCCUCACCGGACACCACCCCAACGCCCCCCCGGCGACCGCUGUCCCGCAGCAUCACCGAGGGCCUGGACGGCUUCUGCCGCACUCCCAUCCACCGCACCUGCUCCGACAUGGGCAUCAGCGAGCAGAGGAGCCUCCGGAGGGGCGACGGAGAGAGGGAGCGCGAGGCGGAGAGGCAGCAGGAGAGGGAGAGGAGGAGGGAGAGAGCCCGGGGCGGAGGAACCGGCGUGGUGAGGGCGAGCAGUCUAGCAGAGGACCGGGAGAAGGAGAGGGAGGGCGAGGUGGGGAUGUACGCAGAGGAGGACAGGUCCGGGGCGAGUUCCGAGUCGACGGAAAGGGACGAGAGCAGCAUGGGAACAGAGGAUGACUCCGAAGGGAACAGGGAUGAUGAGGGAAGAGGGGGAGGGAGGGUGAAGCGGGAUCUAAGCCAGAUGGACGAGGAAGGGCCAGGGAAAGACGGAGGAGGCAGUGGGGGCUCUGUGGAGGAGGAGGGGAUGGUGGAGGCUAGAGAGCUGGGGGAAAGCUACGGGGUGGAUGUCGGACGAGAGGCAGAUGAAGAGGCCGAGGGCUGCUUCUCCUACCCAGACAACCUCCAGGAAACCAGGAAGACCCUGAGGAAAAACUCUGCCCCCUCCAGCCAGAUAGCCAAUGCGCUGUUCAGCCAGCCGAUGAGCCAGGAAGCGGACCCACAGUGUGGGAUGUCAUACGAGCAAGAUGAGCUGGAUCUGAACGGGACGUUCUUUCAUAGAGACCCCUACCCCUUAGACGUGGCCCGCGAGCGAGCUCUCACCAUCUCCUCACCCUUCCGACACUCGCCCUUUUCCUUCAAGCCCAAAACCCUGGACCAGAACCAGAACGCAUCUCGACCCAGACCCCUCUCUUUGCUCCAUCACCCACACUCCAACUCGCUACCCCCUAAACUCCCCUCACUCUCCCUCUCCCUGUCCCCCACCCCUCCGUCCUCCCCAUCCUGUGCCUCCCCCCACUCUUCCUCCUACCUUGCCCCCCGUCCCAACACCCCCAAUUCCACAUCUACCUCCCCCUCUCUCCGUAACCCAUCAUCAUCCUUCACCUUUGACCUGACAGAGCCGGCAGGAGCCCUUAAGAACCGUCAUCCCGUCCUCCUCCCCUUCAACCCCCCUAGAGAUGACCUCCUGCCCCCCCUAGACCAGCCCCUCCCUACCCGAGACUGGGUCACCAUCGAGGGGGACUUUGUCCUCGUCCUGGCCAUCUACCAGACCCAUCUGGGGGCCGACCUCCACGCGGCCCCCCAGGCUAGCUUCGACGACGGGCUAAUCCACCUGACGUUUGUGCGAGCAGGCAUCUCCAGAGCCACCCUGCUCAGGCUGUUCUUCGCCAUGGAGAGAGGCUCCCACCUGUCUCUGAGCUCUCCCUACGUGAGUCACGUCCCAGCCAGGGCCUUCAGGCUGCAGCCCCUGUCCUCCCGAGGGACGCUCACCGUGGAUGGGGAGCUGGUGCCCUACGGACCCCUACAAGCGCAGGUCCAUCCCUCGAUGGCUCGACUCAUCGUCGGGGACUCUGGAGUGAAGAUUACCAAAUUCUGAGCUGCCAUUGGUCGAGCUGAUCAUCUGAUACGGUGCUCUCUCCAGAAUGACGUCAUCUCUAAAUCCAUCUACGUUCACACGAAAGGACUGAGAAAAAAAAAUUAGAUUCGUAGCUGGAAUUGCGGAAGCUGUUUUUCCUGGGCUUUAGUGAAAGGGAUCACCUGUCAAGCUGCUUGUCGCGCAGGGCGCGCGUUGGACGGAUUGAUAGAGAAUUUAAAAACUGAUGCAAAUCGCACCUCGUUGCACAGCUGUUGGAUUACACUCAGUUUACCCUGAGAGGCGUGAAAACGGCAACGGAAUUAUAAGAGGGAAAAACAAAAACACAGGACCGCGUUGUCUGGUAGUGUGUUUCUGCUGACGGUGUUUCUGCUGACGGUGUUUCUGCUGACGGUGUUUCUGCUGACGGUGUUUGAGUGAGAAGUAGAUGUUUUAGUGUGUAGGGAUCCUCGGCCUGACCUUGCCUUAUACAGUGAAGACACGGAGCUGAAAUGUUGUAGAAAACUUUCAGACAGCUACCUUUUGUUCAAAUGAGGUAGAAUGCCCUUUCCGCCCCCCCUCCUUCAAUGUACAAACCUCCAUCCCUGGAAUGCCUUAUCCAGCAUUGGACUUAAAAGUGCAACUGUUGUGACUUUGCCCUUUCUUACGUAAAAACUUGAAUCUCUUAGUCAGCAUAUCUCCGUCCACGGAUUAUAAUAGGGACAGUCGAGCUUCACACACCUAGGGCCAAUAGGGACAGUCCGCUCUAAGAAACACCAAGCUUCACACACCUAGCUGCAGGUCUAUGAUGUUAGUCAGUACUUGUGUGUGUGUGUGUGUGUGUGUGUGUAUGUAUAUAUUAAAUUCAAGCUGGCAGAGGAUUUUAAUCUAUAGCAAAAGUCACAGACUACUACAUAUAGACAUGCCAGUUAUGUUCAAAACUACGAAAAACACGGGUAUACCAGCGACUGGAACUAUGGGACUGUUGAACAGUGACCAUCGUGGCAUAAAUAGUAUUUGCCUGUAUUUUUAUUUUGUUUGUGAAGGGAUGCAUGAGGACAAUGAUGCUAGCAAAAAGUGAUGUUGUAACACAGUGAACACAAGAGAGCCUGAGCACGUUUUGCAGUCAGUGGAUAUGAGGUUUGAACAUUUCCACGUCUUCUGACAUCACAUACGUACUACUUAAUGCUGGUUUCUUCUUUUUCUAAAAGUUCACUUCCACACAAGUAAACUGCCUUGAAAAUAUAAUCAGUACUUUUUACCUUACGUUGAUUGUAACAAAUUCGGAAAACAUGUUUUAAGGGCUGUAUUUGUGGAUCAAAUGGGUAAUGUUCUGUUGCAGAGCAAAAUAUCAGAACAAGCUGGGAUUGAGUUUUAGCUUUUAAGUCUGAACGUAAACACUAAAAAGAAACCGAUUAGGUAAUUUUACAAGCAAACAGGAGCUUUCCACAUGCUUUAGAUAUAAUCUUAAAUGGACCACUUUAACAUGGAUCAUUGAUAAACUUUAGGUUGUGUGCAAUGUUGUGCCUCCCAACACAAAUGGAAUGGCUGUCCAAAUUGGAAUUGUGCUAAAUUGUGUUCCUACCUACCUAUAUAUUUACGGUCCAAAGAUUUUCAAUUGUAGUCAGAAAUUUAAUCAUAAUUAGCAUGUAUCAAUCAGUUCUUCCCUGUAGUCUUUUCAGUACCUGUGACACAGUGGUAUGGAUUUGCUGUGUCUCAUAAAGUCGAGAUCUUCAACCUGCUGAUUUUAGCUUGGUUAACACCCAAGUUACACUAUCCAUCGUGGGCCAUAGAUGGUAGAAUUUACAAGCAGCCUUUAACAUAGCAGGCUAACAGAUUUAGGAAUAUACUUCAGAAUAUGUCAUGCAUCUUUCAACGUCCUAUGGGGUAAAGAAUGUCAAGAGUAAUGGUUAAACUAGGGAAUCAUGGUUCUGGACUGGCAUCAAUUCAGUAUUAAAUGUUACCAAAAAAAUAUUUUAUUAAAUGACUCUCUAUUUUAAGAGUAUGUAUGACAAUUGAAACCUGGUAGGGGGCUUGUUGUCUAUGGCCAGAGUUUGGACUGCAAUGUUUUUGAGAAAUUUGAAAUGACAAUGUUGCGGUUUGACCCUUUAAUUGAUCAUGCCAGUUAGAAGCUUUGUCUAGUUUAUUCUGCCUGGAAUAUAAAUUGUAUUACUAAAAUUGACAUAUAUAAUAUACAUAUAAAUAUAUAUAUAUAAUGUACAGUUCAUAGUUAUAUUUGUUUUCCAAUGUUUUGUUUCCUCUUUUAAAAGAAUAAAUUUUACUUGGAAAGUU